AUGCUAUCUGGAUUGAUCCCCGAUACUUUUGCUAAUCUUCCACAACUGAGAAGACUUUUGUUGCACGACAAUCAGCUCUCUGGAAUGAUACCCCCGAACCUAGGAGAAUGUGUUAACUUGGAAAUACUUGAUAUUUCUAACAACAGAAUCUCGGGCACGAUUCCAAGUGAAGUUGCUGGAUUAAGUAGCUUGAAGCUGUAUCUUAACUUGUCUAGUAAUCACUUACACGGUCCUAUUCCCUUAGAGCUUAGCAAAAUGGAUAUGGUGCUGGCAAUUGAUUUGUCGUCAAAUAAUCUCUCAGCUAAUGUCCCGUCGCAGCUUGGAAGCUGCAUUGCUCUCGAAUACUUGAAUCUAUCGCGUAAUGCUUUAGAAGGACCUAUUCCAUCGUCGAUAGGGAGAUUGCCUUACCUUAAGGAAAUUGACGUUUCGUUCAAUGUAUUGAGUGGAGAGAUACCGGAAACAUUUCAAGCAUCGUCUACUUUGCAAAAGGUCAAUUUUUCCUACAACCAUUUCUCGGGAAACGUGACCGAUACUGGUGCAUUUACAUCACAAACCAUUAGCUCCUUCUUGGGAAAUUUUCAACUUUGUGGCUCAGUACAAGGCAUGAAAAGUUGCCACAAAAAGAGAGGUCGUGGUCAUUUUAUAAUCACAAUCCUCCUUUCAUUGCUUAUAACUCCCAUUUUUUGUGUAGUUGGGUACCCUCUCGUACUAAGGUCCCAAUUCAGGGCAGGUUUUAAUAGUAAGGUAACCGAAGAUACGGAACAAGGUGGUGGAAGGAAAGAGCAAAAGUACCGGAGAAUUUCACAUAUGCAGCUGAUUGAAGCGACAAGAGGUUUUAGCAGCUCGAACGUAAUAGGAGAAGGACGAUAUGGGCGGGUUUAUAAGGGAGUGCUAAAAAACAACAUGAGCAUAGCUGUUAAAGUAAUUGAUACAAAAGGAGGUGGAGAGAUUUCAGGGAGCUUUAAAAGGGAAUGUCAAAUCUUGAAAAGGACUAGGCACAGGAAUUUGAUUAGGAUCAUAACGACGUGUAGCAAGCCAGAUUUUAAAGCUCUUGUCUUCCCAUUGAUGCCAAACGGAAGCUUAGAAAACCAUCUGUACCCGAGCCACGGGCUCGGGCAUCAGCUGGACUUGGCUCAAUUGGUUAGCAUUUGUAGUGACGUGGCAGAGGGGUUGGCCUAUUUACACCAUUAUUCGCCCGUUAAAGUCGUGCAUUGUGACCUAAAGCCAAGCAACAUUCUUCUUGAUUUUAACAUGACAGCUUUGGUCACAGAUUUUGGAAUUUCAAGAUUAGUAAAAGCUGUUGAGGAAAAUACUAAUCCCGUCGAUGAAUCGGUUUCUUACAACUCCACAGAUGGAUUACUUUGUGGAUCAAUUGGUUACAUUGCUCCUGAAUAUGGAAUGGGAAGGAUGGCUUCAACAAAAGGAGAUGUAUUUAGCUUUGGAGUUCUUUUACUUGAGAUUGUGACAGGGAAACGUCCCACCGACAUUCUUUUUCAACAAGGCUCGAGCUUGCACGAAUGGGUGAAGAGUCAGUAUCCACAUAAACUCGAGCCUAUGAUCGAAGAAACGCUACGAAGAUGUGCAACUUGUACCGCAGUUCCAUCUGACCAUAGCAAUAUAUGGCACGAUAUCGUGUUGGAGCUGACAGAACUUGGCCUAAUGUGCACUCAGUACAAUCCUUCAACUAGGCCAACAAUGUUGGAUGUUGCACUUGAAUUUGGCAGGCUAAAACAGUUUCUUUCAAGUCCUUCUAACAUUGUUGCUGAAGAUGUCACAACAAAAUGUUAACAUUUUUUUAUCUCACAAACAUCAGCAGAGAAACUCUGCCACUGUACCUUUUAACUUUAUUCAUUGUACUUCUAUGUUCUUUUUUCCUCUUUUAUUUAUCCCUUCUUGGGUUA
This is a messenger RNA of Lycium ferocissimum, 1901 nucleotides long. RefSeq names its product putative leucine-rich repeat receptor-like serine/threonine-protein kinase At2g24130. The record is from RefSeq and is a predicted model, not a curated record. The transcript is spliced from 2 exons. The coding region runs from base 1 to 1788 and encodes 595 amino acids. Gene Ontology annotation, biological process: protein phosphorylation. Gene Ontology annotation, molecular function: ATP binding; protein binding; protein kinase activity. NCBI's taxonomy places the organism in Eukaryota, Viridiplantae, Streptophyta, Magnoliopsida, Solanales, Solanaceae.